CUCACUGAAAGAAGGAAGGACUGAUACAAAGCCAGUGCGACCGAGCAGAAGAAAAAGAGGGGAAGGAGGGAGGGAGUGCAGAGGGAAUAAACGCAAAAAAGACCGGCCGUGAAAAAAGGGUGUAAAAGAUGCACAAGAGCUGCAUCAGUUCUUGUCUGCAAGGAACAAAAAACAUUGUGUUCGUGAAUGGGAGCGGGUGAGCUCAAGCACAAGGCGAGUGCAAUGAGAAACCAGGCAGACUUCAGUCGCUGGUCUUGCUGAGCACCAAUCCCUCUCUCCCUCUGUCUCUCUCUGUCACUCUCUGCCAGCUAUAGGACUCAGCCUUGUGUGCGACGUGGAGACGCCUCUGGUUGCUGCUUUCAGGGCUGCUCCCCUCCCUGCUGUCUCCGGCUGUGUUUGGGCUAUGGUCCUGACUGAGAGGCAGAGCAUCACCCAGAUGCGGGGCAACGACUGUAUGGGAGGUUAAGCCUGUAAACACCAGCAUGGGAGCCAAACAGAUGAAAUGUCUCAGCUCAGCCAGCCCCGCUCACUCCCCCAAAGAGGAGUAUGUUAUCACCCAGUCCGCUGACACCCCUAAAGAAGAAACACUCCAUGAUCAGUCUGAGGACCAGGGGGAACUUCGGGAUGACAAAUCCGAGCUGACAGAGAAGAAAUCUGUCACAGAGGAUGUGUCUCUGUGUGGAUUGUGUCCCUCCCUUGGGCAUGAUGUGCAGGAGGAAGAGAAGUCUUGGGAGGAACAGCUGGACGCCCACCAGGAGCAGCUGGAGAAGGAGAUGCAGGAGGCCAGGAGGAUGGUGUUCCGCCUACAGGCAUUGCUGCUUCACGGCUCCCUCCCCGAGGAGGACCAAGAUGGAUCUGUGAGCUUUGGAGAUAACCGGGCUAACGCUGAACAGCAGCUGGUUCUAAUCCGCAGUCGUCUGGACCAAAGCAUGGAGGAAGCCCUUGAUCUCAAGAGGGAACUUCUGAGAAACAAACAGGAGGCACGCCACCUUCAGGCCAUCAAGGAUGCUCUGCAGCAGCGUCUGGCAGUGCAGGAGGAUGCUGUGCUGCAGCUAAAGCAGGAACUACUGAGGUGCAACAUGGCCAAAGAUCAGCUGGAAGGGGAAAAUGUGGAGCUCAAACUAAAGUUGAGUGAACGGAACAAAUUACUCAGUGAAUAUGAGCAGCAGCUCGGGAGGAAGGACAGAAUACUGCAGCAACAGCAGCAAAAGCUUGAUGAAGCUCAACAUAAAGCACAUGAAGUUGGCCUCGGACGGUCAUUCAGGAGUGAAAGUGGAGGUUACAGUAACUCAGUGGUGUCGACAUCUCCUGCAGUAUUCCAACACAGUGCACCAGGGGAAGAGCUGCAGCUGGUGAGGGAGGCACUGCGUAGUCUGAGGGACAGCUUUUCUGGCCAUGACCCCCAACAUCACACUCUGGACACCUUGGAGCAGGGCGUGUCCAGCCUCAUGGACCGAUUGCACACUUUGGACAGUCAGCGCAGACAGGACAGAGGGGAGGAAUUUAAAUCACCAGGACGCAGAGCCAACUCGACAGACCGUGACUCCUGGCCGCAGAGCUCAAAAAUGGCGCACUCACACAGCAGCCCGGGCCUGGACACUGCCGUCUCCACUAAAGUGCUCUACUUCACUGAUCGCUCACUCACUCCAUUUCUGAUUAACAUCCCAAAAAGGCUGGGUGAGGUGACACUGCGAGACUUCAAGGCCGCCGUAGACAGACAAGGCAGUUUCAGAUACCACUUUAAGGCCCUUGACCCAGAGUUUGGCACAGUGAAAGAGGAGGUAUUCCAGGAUGGAGCAGUCGUGCCUGGCUGGGAGGGGAAGAUUGUAGCGUGGGUGGAAGAGGAUCACGGAGAGAGGAGGUAGAACCCAAAAACCACAGAUCACCACUACAAACCUCAGUUGUUCCCACUGGACCAGGAUUCUGAAAAGACUUGUGAUGCCAAAAGGUGAAACACCCCAGGUGAAAACAUACUUUUUCAUGCAGUGGUCAAUUUUGAGAUUUUGGGAUACCUUGUCUUUGCAACUAAUGGAAAGAAAAUACCAAAAUACACAUUGAGUUGGUUAUUUAAGUUCAGACUUAUGUUCUGAAAUUUUAUGUAAAAGCACAUAUUUAAUUAGACAAUGCCUCAUUUGCAUAAUUACACAUACAUUUCCAAAAAAUCUAAUCCAACAUUACAAUAAUUGUCUUAACAUAAGUAAUCAACUGGGGAAGUUUCAUGGUAAUAUACAUUAGUUACAUUUUUAAAUUUUUACCCCACUGUCUUAUUUUUGGUCAAAUGUAUGGAAUUGUACUUAUCUUUAAAAGCCAUAUUCUCAAAGGGAGUUUUUUUUCUCAUACUCUAAGCCAAAAAUCUCAACUUCAGUAACACUGACAUACACCAAACUUUCUAAUGUCAUUCCUAUCUAUAUUAUUAACGUUUUUACAGCGAGGGUUGUUCAUAAAGCAUUUAUUGCCUGGUUUAUGUAACAUUUUAUUCCUAAAAAUAUGGCAAAAAAACGAUUUUUUUAAUGGCUGAUGAGUAUUGAUAGUAUUUUCAAAAUUUUUGAAGGGAUCAACAUAUAUAUAUAUAACCGAAACUGUGGCUGAAAAAACUUUGACUCUAACAUGACAACAACAAAGAAAGUCAAAAAUUUUGGGCCUGGCUUUAUCUAAUGUUCAGAUAUCUGUUUUGGAAAUGUAUGCAUAUAAGUGAAUAUUUAAAGAUAAUGCAUUAUUUGCAUAUUUAAACAUAAUAAUUCAGAAAACUUGUAACACACCCACACACAAAAAAAUGUCUUACUACAAGUUAUCAUCUAGAGAAGUUUUAUGGUGAUAUUUACUAGUCACAUUUUUGCAGUAUUCACCUGGGGUGUUUCCCUAUAAUAGAGAUAUGCUGUAAUACAAUUAACUGGGACCAAUGGAUCUAACACCAUUUCGAUACAAAACCAUGUUUUAAAAGUGAAUGUUUAAUAUGAAGAAUUUGACUUGACAUUUUGGUACCACUUUUCUUUUGAAGGGAUGGAUAUUGGACAUUGUUUGCGGGUCAUAGUAAUAUAUAACACUACCCAAAAAUGGUCAGUAAUAGGAUACUUGAAACUUAAAUAUGAAAGAACGUUGUUGGAUUAACAAUGAAUGACAUUAGCUAUGCUCUAAAAAGCUGUAACCAGUGCAUAAUAUGCAAACCUUAAAAUAAAAGUGUUUACUGACAUUUUUCACACGUUCCAGAUUGCCAAAUAGUGAUGUUGUUGUUCUGCAUCAAUUUUAACGUUUUAAUAAAAUUAAUUAUUGCAUGGAU
Molecule: messenger RNA, 3277 nt
Organism: Plectropomus leopardus (leopard coralgrouper)
Lineage: Eukaryota; Metazoa; Chordata; Actinopteri; Perciformes; Serranidae
Gene: dixdc1a
Product: DIX domain containing 1a
Biological process (GO): canonical Wnt signaling pathway
Cellular component (GO): cytosol
Source: RefSeq, a predicted model, not a curated record